Molecule: messenger RNA, 1767 nt
Organism: Camelina sativa (false flax)
Lineage: Eukaryota; Viridiplantae; Streptophyta; Magnoliopsida; Brassicales; Brassicaceae
Source: RefSeq, a predicted model, not a curated record
AUGCAAUUUAAGGAAUUUUAUGAGGAUCUGUUUGAGGAGCUGAACAAAUAUGGUGAGAUUGAGAGUCUGAACAUCUGUGACAAUAUCUCUGACCACUUGGUUGGUAAUGUGUAUGUGCAGUUUCGAGAAGAGGAGCAAGCAGGAAAAGCGCUUCGUAAUCUUCAAGGAAGAUUCUAUGCAGGUCGUCCGAUCAUUGUUGACUUCUCCCCUGUCACCGACUUCCGUGAAGCUACUUGUCGACAGUACGAGGAAGAGACUUGCAAACGUGGUGGAUACUGCAACUUUAUGCACCUGAAAAGCAUUAGCAGUGGAUGGAGGAGGCAGUUAUAUGGAAGAUACAAAAACAGGCAUAGCCACAGCAGAAGUAGGAGUCCUUACAGGCAUCGUAGUCAUGAAGAUCGCUCUCAUGAAAGGCAUAGCCACAGUAGAAGGCAUGAGGUUGAUGAUGAUAGUGAAAGCCGUAGCAGGAGCAGAAGAUACAGGAGCAAGAGUCCUCGCCAUAGAAGAGGACGGAGGAGUAGGAGCAGAAGUAGAAGUCCUGGUGGAAGGAGACAGAGGAGUCCUGUUAGGGAAGGGAGUGAGGAAAGACGAGCCAGGAUUGAGCAAUGGAACAGGGAGAAAGGAGAGCAGGAAAUUGCAAAUAACAGGGCAAAUGAUAAUUGCAGCGAUGGGUACAUGAAGAAGGACGAUUAUCAUCAGGAGCCGUCCUUUCAACAGGAAGGCUAUUGAUACCACCAAUUAUAUCUGGUCAGUUCAAAUUUUCUUUCCCAUAUGUCUCGUCAAUCCUUAGAGGUAGAUUCAGUUAGGUAUUCAACAAAAAUGUAGCUCACAGCCCAUUUUCCGCUGUGCAGGUUUGUGCAGGGUCAGAAACUGUGAUUAAAAUUAUAUAGUUUGCUUAGUUUCAAUUGAUUGGUUUAGUGCUGACAACUUUUUCUGUGCAAGUCAUGCAUGUUGGUAGUCGUAGUAGUCCUUGCAUAUGCUUCUUUGUUUGCCCUGCAAUGAUGUGAACCACCCUAAAUUUAUGUUUCGCUCUUGCGAAACCAUUCUCAGUUUUCCUGUUUGUUUUCAUCAAAUCAACUAUCUUAGUGCUGCAAGUUUCUGAUACGCUCAUUUCUGUAUUUACAAAGAAAGAAGUUUUCUGAGCUAGUCCGUUUUUCCCCUUUGUUUUUGUGGGUUCGUCAUACUUCACUAAUAAUCAUUGUGUUCAUGCUUAGUUUGGGUAUGAAUUUGAAACCUUGUUUGUUACUCAUAGUCAUAGUCUUGUAUCAUUGUGUGUGUGUUUGCGUUGUUUGGGUGCAUAUAGAAUUUUGUUUGUUACAGUCAGGGCAAUAUGACAAGUGCAAGUUGGGAAUUAAGCGAAUACAACCAUAUCUCUCUGUACCGGUUCUGGUCAUCUUAUCUCCAACUCUUAUUUUUUGUCCCAUUUCUCUGGCUUUGCUUUUGUGUGCUUACGAUUUGUGAAGAUUUUUGCAGGUUCAGGUUUGGCCUUGUAGGAAUGAUAGGUGCGAAAAGGUUUGUUAACUAUCUGCGGAAUUUGUUUUACAGGUUCUAAUGGUGGCUUGAAGAUUUGUGUUUGAAAAGAUUUGCAGAUUCUAGGACUCUUGGAUUCAUGGUGGCUUGAAGAUUUAUUUUCCGUUUGUGUUUUGAAUUUUCAGACUUAGUUCUUCUUGGCUUUGUAUGGAUAUUAUUUUAUACUUUUGGAUUUGGAAGUUUAGUGUGAUUUGUCUAAAUGGAUCUUACGGUUUGGUUAAGGUGAUUUCAACUCGA